AUGGUACUAUUAUCACUGCUACUAUAUUCUUUGAUGUGUGAUAUUCUUCGCUCGGAACUAACAGAUCUGGUUGCUCUCACACUGAGUAAUGGUACCAUUGAGGAGUCGAACUCGACCUUUUUAAGGCUUGGUAAUCACACAUUCAAUGAAGGGCCAACUGAUCAUGCAUUAUAUUUAAAUGGGUCGAUAGGAUUGCGGUUAAGUACUCCGUUAUGGCAAACUUUUGCAAGCAAUAUGCGUGUCGCGUUUACGCUGGAAAUAUGGAUACAAAUAGAAGGUGGACAACCGGAUUCGGUUACCAUAAUUGCACUUAUUGACAUAUGUGGGAAAGAGCGAGAUGCAAUAACAUGGAGGAUUUCAAUAGAAACGGAUUUUAAUGGUGAACAUGGAGCUUGUCUGGCGGUAUCAUUGAUUCCGGAAUUAACACUUGAACAAUAUCAUAUCAGGAAUGGAAAAACCCAUCGUCUUGGUGAAUGGAUUCAAGUAGCAGUGGUAUUUGACUCGCAUCAACUUUUAUUCUACGUGAAUGGAGCACGUGUUGGUAAAUUGGUACGUGAGUUUGGUGCUCUUUAUUCGGAAAUUCGCAGUGCAUGCAAAAGAUUGUAUUUGGCGACGGAUGGGAACCGAUUUAGUCGUGAUGAAGUCAUCGGAUUUCGAGGUUACAUUAGGAAAUUACGCAUAACGGAUCGUUUUAUGAAUCAUUCCGCCCUAAUUCGAGAACAAUGGCAAGGAAAUGUCAUUGAAGAAAACUUCGCAGAUAUCCAUCAAUGGAAACACCUCGGGAAUGAUUUGGGUAUGCGAAAGCAAGAAAUCCCGCGGAAAGAUACACCACAAAAUAUAGAAAUACCUCGUUGUGGCCAAACUGCUUGCGAUAAUCCGACGGUAGUGAACAAUUACUUGCGUCAUUGGAAUUUGCAUGCCAUGAAGAAGUUGAAGUAUCGAGUAGUUGUGAUUAGCGAUGAUGAUGGAAGUAAUGCAAAUAUAAGGACAGAUUCCAUCAUGCGACAACAUGUUGAACUUCUGAAGGCUUUUGCAUCAUAUAACAUUACAUGGGAUCUUGAAGUGAUCAAUAUCCGCAAUACGUCGUUACGACGUAAAACUAUUGUAUUUGGCUGCCAAUCAUCAGCAAUCGGCAAUAAACGCUGUGACAUCGAAUGUCGCCAUGCAAUUACCGGUGAUGAUGGAGGUGAUUGCAAGAUUCAGGCCAAAUGUGAAAGAUGGAUGCUUGGAAAUAAGCAAUGUGAAUUGGAAUGUAAUAAUCGUGAAAACAACUGGGACAACGGAGAUUGCUGCACUGAUUUCGCCCUCAGCGACAAUCGAUUCUGCAUUGAUCCCACUUCUAUCUAUAGACGUUAUAUCAGUGUCGAAGAAUACAAAACAGCGGUUGGAAUAGACAACGAAAAUGGACUGACAGUGCAGUUUGGUGAUUGGAUUGCGAAUGAUUUGGUUGGCUUUUCAACAUUUCCAUGGGAAAAAGAUGUUUAUAGCAAUCAAGGAGGAGUGCUACUUCGUUAUGACCGUUUUGGGACACCUGGACAAAUCAGUAAUUUAAUUCAUGAAAUCGGCCAUAUUCUUGGUCUCUGGCAUGUUCAUCACGGGAUCAGUGAAGUACCAUGUGGUGAUCCAUGUCAUGAAAAAACACCUUCUAUGGUGACCGGUGAUAUGGUAAGUGAUACGAAUCCAACGGUGAAGAAUACAGCGUGUGCUGAUCCAGAAGCAGUUGAUCCAUGUGAUGCAACUCAACGAUUUGGAAAUACACCUUUUCGGAAUUAUAUGAGUUACACAGAUGAUAGUUGCGCCAACACAUUCACUGCCCAACAAAAAGCAAGAAUGCAUUGUUAUAUCGAUCUGAAAUAUACAAAUUGGAUGGUGCGUCCAACGCCGAUCCCGACCCACAUUGUCAUCGGUCCACGGAUCAUACCAUGGCCAAAAGCGAAAUCUAAAGGCGUCAAGAUUGUGUGGGCAUCACCAUUAAGCAGCAUGAAUUGCGGUCCACGACAGAAACGUGUGCGAGAAACACACUGCACCACAGAUAAACGUGUGUUACAAUAUGCUACCUCAGCUAGUUCAUCCGAACCAUUCCAAAUGUCAGGCUUUUGGGGUUCAGAACAAGCUACCGGUACGCUUUAUCUCUUAACCACAUUUCAUUAUGACAAAAGUUCUGUUUUCGUUUCACUUAUGAAGUCAUAG
Molecule: messenger RNA, 2190 nt
Organism: Acanthocheilonema viteae
Lineage: Eukaryota; Metazoa; Nematoda; Chromadorea; Rhabditida; Onchocercidae
Source: the annotation of a GenBank genome assembly